Messenger RNA from Orussus abietinus, 793 nucleotides. It is a transcript of the gene Rrp46, whose product is annotated as exosome complex component RRP46. The record is from RefSeq and is a predicted model, not a curated record. Bases 53 to 703 code for a protein of 216 amino acids. Gene Ontology annotation, biological process: poly(A)-dependent snoRNA 3'-end processing; rRNA catabolic process; U4 snRNA 3'-end processing. NCBI's taxonomy places the organism in Eukaryota, Metazoa, Arthropoda, Insecta, Hymenoptera, Orussidae. Gene Ontology annotation, cellular component: nuclear exosome (RNase complex); cytoplasmic exosome (RNase complex); nucleolus. The transcript has 5 exons.
UAGGCGUCGGUAACCUCACUUUAUUCACGUGUUACACUGGAAUUAUCAGAAAAUGACAGAAGAAAACUGCGUUUUACGGCCAAUGAAUUGUGAAUUAAAUCAGCUCUCCAUGCCAGAUGGAUCAGCUAUGUUCAUGCAAGGUGACACUGCUGUCAUUGCAGGAGUUUAUGGUCCCGUUGAAGGCAGGUUACAAAAGAUGAUGCAUGACAAAGCAAGCGUAGAAGCUGUCUAUAAUCCAGUCAAAGGCCCCCCAAGUAUAAAUGACAGAAUGCUGGAAGUGUACAUUAAAGAAACCUGCGAAACAGGCAUCUUAGUAACACUCCAUCCUGGGACUGCAAUUUGUAUCAAUGUACAAGAAUUGAAUGACUCUGGUGGUUUACUGGCUUGUACUCUGAAUGCAGCUUGUUUAGCCUUAAUUAAUUCUGGACUUUCCAUGAAGUUCAUGAUCGCUGCUGUCACCAGUAUGAUAAAAAGGGAUUCUGGAAUUAUUAUACUGGAUCCAGAUAAUUUGCAGCUGCAGGAUGCCAAAGCUACAUUUACAUUUGCUUUCGACAGCACAAAAAAGAAUUUAAUUACUUGUCAUACAACUGGUAAUUUUACAGAUUUGGAAUUCACAGAUUCCCUACAUAAAUGUAAACAAGCCAGCCAAUAUGUAUUUGAUUUUUAUAGAGAAAUUGUUACAAAGUAUGCAACGAAAAUAUAAGAUUAAUUUUACAAAAAAGGAAAAACAUCUUUUUUUACCGGAUUUCAAGGAAUAGUUGUACAAAUAAUAAAUCUUAUAUUUCGACAAAUA